Molecule: messenger RNA, 4557 nt
Organism: Daphnia magna
Lineage: Eukaryota; Metazoa; Arthropoda; Branchiopoda; Diplostraca; Daphniidae
Exons: 7
Coding region: 407-3892 (1161 amino acids)
Molecular function (GO): protein binding
Source: RefSeq, a predicted model, not a curated record
CGGAUCGUUUUCUCUUUUUUUUUUUUUUUUGCACGCGGUUGUCUGUCCGGACAUUCCCGAAAUUCUCGUUUAAGAAACAAAUUCUUUCUCUCUAGACUUGAAACUUGAGGAGUAAAAACUCUGGCACUUGCACACGCUGGACAUAAAUUUCAGUUCGUUUUUGGCCGUUCUACGUGGGUGUGUUGUUUUGGACAAGUGGACAGAGGAUUUAAAGUGCCGUCACUUGACGAAAUCAAACAAAACUCUCGCGUGUUUCGCCAUUGCAAUCAUUUGCAUCGCCAUUUAGAGAAACAUUCCACAAACGGUUAUUGUGUCAUUUUCUCUUUUCUUUUUUUUCCUUCCCUCGUUUGAGACGGAAAAUUAAAAAAAAAAAAAUCCUGUUAACACGUUCUGGUGAAAUCGCGAAAUGUUUACCAAUGAAACUACAAGUCGCCGACGCGCUCCGUUGCGUCACAACCAACAGCAUCCGGCUCCUGGAAGCCGUGGUGACGAUGGCUGUUGCGUCACCAUUAAGUCGACCACGGCUAAUUUCCCAAUCAACCGUGGCUCCGUCCUUCGCAUCAAACCUAUACCAGACGGUGGACAAAUCUCCUGUUGUGGCUGUUGCGCUAGUCGUCACUGCGACAGCUGGACCGACUGCCGGACAAGCCGAAGCGCUACGGUCAAUAAUCCGCAUACCAAACCAGUCCCUGGCGUAUUUGUUCAUCCGACUACCACCGUCCAAAUUACGAUGCGCUGGUUUCGAAAAGGAACGGAAGACAACUCUCCGCGGUUGAUUAGCUUAUCGCCGCUCCGUCAGCUGGAUUCGACUGCUGCGGCCGACGCUGAGGUCGCUAGCGUCGGUCGAUGGGGAUCCUACCACAGCGCCGCAAUUUAUCCCAGAAGCGGCCAAGUGGACGAAGACACUUCGUCCACUUUGGAUCUCCCGCUGCCUUCGCCUCACAACAUCCAGCACAGGCGUUCCAGGUCAGCCUUGUCGGAUAAUAUGGCCGCCGAUAGGUCCUCUUCUUAUGCUGACCACCAACAUCACCUGCCCUGCACGCUGAAGAGGAAACCCGCCGUCAGGAGACGUAGCGGAGGCAAAGGUUCGUGCGGAUGGCGAUCGUCCAUGUCAUCGGCCUCAGCGUCAUCUAGGUGUCUUUCCAGCGCUACCCUGGCCUUCCCGCCGGCAGUGCCCAAGGUGCCGGCAACUGCGGCUCGUAAUUUCACGACGACCGAAGGGUCAUUCGUCCGUCCGCAGCCGACGCCACGAGUCCGCUACGCCAACCGAAUCCCGCUGCAAUACGACGAAGCCAACGACGAAGAGAACGAGAGCGAAGAAUGGAGAAGAUUGUACGGAAUUUGCUCCACAGAUGGCGGCACUGUCUCGGCGGCUACGGGCCGCCGCUUGUCGCCCAUCCGAGCGUUUGGUCAGAAUCACAGGAGGACGGCCAGCUUGGACAACAUCAUCGACGGAUGUAUGGGCGACGCCUCGACGCCGGUGAUGACAUCUAGCCGUCGGAAUCGCAUGCGGCCGCAGCCGGCCGAUUACCAACCUUCCGUGGCCAUUGAGAAUCGUUCGCGGCCUUCGUGCUGGAGUCCUCAGCGAUUCAUGAGCAUCAAUAAGGAUUCGAUGUCAUCGCCGAAGAGUUCGGUGGAUGAAAAAUUGCUGGCGCUUAAACCUUUGGAUGAUGGAUCAAUCGGAUUAUCGACCAGCUCCGGAAUGUUUAAGACCAAAUUAAAAUCCAUCUCGGACAAGUACCUGAAGAAUCCGGUGGCCGGAAUAGUUACAAACGGCAGAGAUACUUUGACGGGCAGUCUGCUUAAUCGCAUCCGGAAUAGGCAACAUCAUCCGAUGAAAGAUUCUGAGCAGCCUGAAAAAGCCAACCGGAGCAGCUUCCGUAGUUUCUCUUGCAGUACCCUUCCGUCGCUUGACGAUUUCCACCGCAAGAGGUUGAUGGCCGCUUCCAGCUCUGCCGGAGCUUCUGCCAACUUGUCGAACUCUUCCGAAUUGCAGGACGAAUUGGAUUCUCCCGGCAGUCCCGUUGUGUUGCGCGGUGAACUGGGAGACAGCGACAGCGGCAUCGUUCCGGAAUGGUCUGAUUCUAGUUCCAUCUCGGAAUCGUCCUACAUCCGCCACUUCCAGCCGUGCCAGCUGCUUUCUUCCUGGCGGAAACCUCAGCCCAAAGUGCGUCGUUCUUUGUCGCCCAUCUUCCAGUACCGAGCGCUUAACACGACGGUCGAUUCGGUGGAUUCAUCCGCCGUCGCUUCGACAACAAUGCUGUCCACUUCCGGAGCUUAUGAGAACCUCUGGCCGGAUGAGGAAUGCGAACCAACCGUUCCAGAGCAUCAUUCCGUCCUGUCUUCAGCUGAUUCCACCGCAGCUGCUCAUAGAUCUGCGGAAGAAUCUGAUGAAUCGAACCUCGCUCCGGCGCGGACGUCUUCGCCAACACCUCCAGCGGAUGAGGACACAUCUCCCGAUUGCGACGAAGAUCAGCGCGUUAUUCACACGACUCGCAUCCACAUUGAAUAUCCACCUCCGCCGGUACCUGCGUCCGAAUCUUCGAUUCCGACCAAAGCGAGCGAUUCUCCUUCACCGCAUUACCUGACGGCUUCACUGGACAGGAGAGCCGUAGCCAGAGGCAAAUCGUCAUUUGCCAGCAAUCGCGAUACGAGCGGCGGGACGUCGGUCCACCUCAUUAAAAUCGAACGUCAGUCAGACAAUUUGAAAGCCGAGUUGGGCAUUUUUAUUGCCAAAAAGAAGUUGACUCGAGGCAGCAUCGGCUAUUUAGUGGCUCACAUCGUACCUGGAGGGCUAGUCGAUCGGGAUGGUCGACUUCAAUUGGACGAUGAAAUCGUGAACGUGAACGGUCGUCGAUUGCGCAAUUUAUCGAUGGUUCAGGCCAGCGCAGUCCUGCGUUUACCUGUGCCCGUAGUUGAGAUGGUCGUCUGCCGCGGCGGAAGUGAUCCGGUUGCAGAUUUGCGUGCGAAACGCCGUUCCGUUGACGACAUGCUCCAAGAGAACGCGGCCACUAUUAUCCUCGUGAAUGGCGAUUCAAUGCCCGUCGAUUCCCGCCCACAGAUGGAAGAGGAACCUUGCUACGAGAAUGUUAUUUUGCCGCCAGAUGGCGACACCGUCGUUCGCCUUCAGCAUCAACAGCAACAAAAGUUGCCGCCGCAACACCUAGAUGACUCUGGCGUCGAGAUUAGUGAGAGCGGUAGCUGCAGCUCAGGUUCUCACCUGGAAGCGGAUGGAUUGCUGGAUUUGGCACCAUCAUCCGAUGGAAGCAAUGGCGGCAUCGGCGGCUCCUUUCGCUGCCCAGUGUCGCAGGUCAGAAAAACGUUGAACUCGUCGCCGGAUAACGACCCGCCGUCCAAUGGCGACAACGUUAGCGUCUCGACCUCGAGCGCUACGAGCCGCAGCUACAGCGUCAGCGGCGGUGGCGACCUGGCUGUUAGCACAGGCUCGACCCCUGGCGCCAACAACCUGUCGGCCAAAGGGAAAAAAGGCUCCGACUUUUGUACGUUGCCGCGUCGGCCGCGGACGCAAGUCUCGCACUCGUUUUACACAAUCGUCUACGAGAAGGGGCCAGGCAAAAAGAGUCUGGGCUUCACCAUCGUCGGCGGCAUUGAUUCGCCGAAAGGUCCCAUGAGCUUCUUUGUCAAAACAAUCUUCCCUAACGGCCAGGCAGCCGACGACGGCCGACUAAUUGAAGGUGAUGAAAUUCUGGCUAUUAAUGGAACUGGACUCGAAGGAUUGAGACACGCUCAAGCCAUCGGCUUUUUCAAAGCUAUCAAGACGGGCAGUGUGGCGCUACAAGUCUGCCGCCGCCUCAGACGCAGCCAAAUAAAUCCCGAUAAAUCACGGUCGUGCAACGAUUUACUACAGGAGACGGGCGACAAUGACAGCUGAAAACUGGAAACUUUUUUUUCUCUUUUUUUUUCUCUAAAACUAUCUCCAUGAUGUCAAGGACCGUCUCGUCAGUGACUUAUCCUCAUUCGAAAUCACCAGGCAAUUUUUCUACAAACCGUUGGCAUGGAUUCGAAACUUUUUUUUUCCCCCCACUCUCUUCUCGUAUUUUACAAGCCGAUAUGUUACAGGCAACGUCCAUCAUCUCCUUCGUAUGCUCUCACUGUCAUUUGACGACGCGGGGGAUAUUCUAUUUAAUAUCUACCCGACACAACAACAACAACAACAAAAAAAAACAACUUUAAUCUACAAAGUACAUCUUAUCGAUUUCUGCAUAGUAUACAUAUGUAUAUCUCCCCACUUUCCCUCUGUCAGAUAGGAUUUCUCUCUGUACGGCAUCUUCUUCGAAAUUUAUGCCAAGUGUGUAAAUUGUGCGUUUAUUUUUUUCUUUUCCUUUUCGUGAAAGGGGAGGACGUACAUGUCGCACGAUAUUUGAUAUAUAUGUAAGUGUAUCGGCGUUUAGUCAUUGCGUGCAUACGCAAGUUUCUUUUCAUCCGUCGUGAUUUGUUCUGUGUAUCAUAUUCGUGUGUGCGUUUCUUUUGAACGUGUUCCACCUGUGUGUAAAUUGGCUGUCGCGUUAUGUGUAAUGAACUAUUCAAAACAGCAAA